AUGAAUAACAGACUGCUCCUCUUCUAUACUCUGCUGCUCCCCCUGCUGAUGUCACCCCUCCCUCGCUGCGCAACGAUUGUAGCGGAAAAACGUUUAGGCGGGGAGGAAGAGUGCACUCUGGAGGUUCCUCACCGGGAAGGAAGUGCACCCCCCAGUGAUGAUAAUGUAGAGUGGACAAGGUCGGCAUGGAUGAUGGGUGUCACGUGGGAAGCCCCACUGAAGGGGAGCAGCAGGGGAGAGAGGUCACUACAAGAGGGGGAUGACGCCAAGGAUGCUGCACACGGCGGGGAAGACACGAGCCAAUAUUUCAAAUGCUUCGUAGACAAGGCGAAGGAAAAUACGGGUGUGAAGCCGGAUGACGUGGCGAGGUGGGUAGACCCUCAACACAACUCCUGCUACUGCAGUGAAGAAAACACAGAGCCAUGUUCCAUGGAAGACGUAAGCAAUUCUAAAUUCAUAAACCAAUUGAUGCGGACAGAAAUAUGUGAACUCAAUGAAAGGGGAAAUAAACACAACCUAUUCAUCGCCUUACAGCAUCACUCCAUAAUAAAAUGUUCAAAUGUGGAGAGUACAGAGGAGAAAAUUAAUCACAUGGAUCUAUAUAAUUAUUGUAAAAGCGGUUUGCCUGCCUGGGACAACAAGCAUUUUUACAACUACCUCCAUUGUGACACGGUGAGGAAUAAAAACGGCAGGAGGCAGGACGGAGUCGGAGCAGAAGCAUCGUGUGCUGAGUUAUGUGAAGACAUUAAGGUGUUAUGUAACUCGAACAACUCCCAAUUCUACUCGUUCGAAAUGUGCAUCAAGUACUACGAAAUAAAUCAUUUCACAACGGAAAUUUUUAAUAGAGUUUUUAAAAUGUUUCAGGAGAGCUGUUCUUAUGUCGACCCCACAAACAGGGGACUUGUUCUGUGUAAACAUAAACACAUUCCAUGUGAAUUCAGUGAGUGGUCCGAUUGGAGCACCUGCUCAAGGACUUGUAAAGAGGGCACCUACGACACGGAAGCAAUUCGAAGCAGAAAAAGAUAUUUGGUUAAACAAGUGAAGUAUUCGGGUAAAGCAUGCAACAUUGUCGUAAAUGGGAAAAAUAAAUUAUUAGAUGUAGAAUACUGUGAUGAUGACGUUCCUCUUUGUUCUUCUAUUCAUGAACCCACCAACAACUCUCCUCAGAGUAAUCCUUCUCCUGACAACCCCACCACGGAGCAAAUAUAUAACCCGCCUUUUGUAAUACCACUCAAUGAAAUACAAAAGGCAAACAUGCUAAAUGAUUUGAAUCAACCAGAUGCAGAUGUUAUAAAUGAAAAUUUUGUGCAUAAUGAUUCGGAGGUUCUAACUGAAUGCAUCGUCACAGACAUGGGCCAAUUCGAACAUUUAAAAGAGUACAAUGAAAAGAUAAAAUCCUGUGCCUGUCCUGCUUAUCACACUCCAUGUUACUUCAAAGACAUAUACAAAAGUGAUUACUGGAAGGAGUCCUUUGAUCGGCACUGCGCUAAGCAUCCCACACUUAACGUAAUAACUGCCGACUUUUUCAUGGUGAGUUGUGAUAAUUCUGUUACCAUUAGGAAGAAAGAAGUUGCAAUUAACACUUACCUGGCCAUGACAUUUGAUUGUCGCUCACCUACCUUUCAGUACCUCUUUUGCUCCAAGUCCAAUGAAUCCUCUACGACGAAUAUUUUUUACAUUAUGUUUACUUGUACCCUUGCGUUCAUUUCUGCCUUGUACGUUAUCCAUUUGCUCAUCAGCGAGCGUGACAAGUGGGCCUUCUUCAUCACUGGAGUCGUUGGCUCGAAGCGCCCGUCCCGGACCGACCACCAUGCGACGGGGCCCUCCCCAGGCUCCUCCUCGGACGAAGUCAGCGACAAGGCUAGCGACGAGGACAGCAACGCACCCAGCGACAAGGACAGCAACAAACCCAGCAACGCUGCGGAGGGGAAAUAUGUUAUAUAA
This is a messenger RNA of Plasmodium fragile, 1944 nucleotides long. RefSeq lists its product as uncharacterized. The record is from RefSeq and is a predicted model, not a curated record. The coding region runs from base 1 to 1944 and encodes 647 amino acids. The transcript has a single exon. Lineage: Eukaryota; Apicomplexa; Aconoidasida; Haemosporida; Plasmodiidae.